AUGCAGUUAACCGAAGGCCAAUUUGACAAUAAUUGUCCAUUCUCUGAAGCUCCACUGGCGCUAUCGGUUCUAACAACAGGCAUUUCCAUUAUCCUGUCUUUCGUAAGUAUUCUUGGGAAUAUCCUUAUAAUUCUAGCUGUUGCGUUAGAUCCGAACAAGAAUCUUCGAACGCCGUUUAAUUGGUUAAUUGUAAAUUUGGCAGCGGCUGAUCUAAUUGCUGGAGUCAUCACAGACCCUCUCUCGGCGAGUAUUCAUUUCAAACUUUGCCUUGGCAAGAAAAUUACUGGUGCGGAAGUGAAUGUGCUUAAUAUGAGUUACUUCAUUUCAUGUACGGCUUCAUCUCUAAGCAUUGCAAGUUUGACUGUUGAGCGAUACCUGGCAGUGAGAAAGCCUACCACAUACCGUAACAAAAUAACUAAUAAACGAAUUGUAUUCACCGUCGCUGUAAUUUGGUUGAUCUCUUUGACUUUACCAAAUACAUAUUUUGAAGUUGGAUACAUUCUAUACUCAUUCGUCUUCGCUAACGCAUCGGUCGUUUUGGCAAUUCCAGUAACGUGUUUGACAUAG
Paramuricea clavata is the source of this 567-nucleotide messenger RNA. Lineage: Eukaryota; Metazoa; Cnidaria; Anthozoa; Malacalcyonacea; Plexauridae. The record is from the annotation of a GenBank genome assembly.